AUGCUUUUUGUUUUGCUAGGUAAGAAUAGAAUUUCUUUACCAGAUCAUUAAUUGGAAGAAAUUAGAGAGAUAGAUUUUGAUAGCAUUAUUGAUCCUGAAUAAGAUGAGAAUAAACAAUAAUUUAAGUAAAAUUAUUAAGAGAAUAUAUAUAUAGAUUUAUGACAUAUAUGAUGAAUGCUUCCUAAUAUGAAGUAACCUUAAUAAUGAAAUUAUAGUUAGCUUAAAAAAUUAGCUGAGAAGAAAUCUAUAAUUUGA
Messenger RNA from Paramecium pentaurelia, 255 nucleotides. Lineage: Eukaryota; Ciliophora; Oligohymenophorea; Peniculida; Parameciidae. The record is from the annotation of a GenBank genome assembly.